AUGACGGUCGAUCCUUUCAGCGACGACUACGUUCCGCCCGUCUGGGACGCCGCGCACUCGAUCCCUACCUCCGGCCACCAGACGGAGAAGGCGCUAUUGCGAAUUGCGGAAGUAUGGAGCGACGCAGACGAUGGCCUCACGGAGGCGGAUGCUCUGCUCAUUAAAACGGAGAUCGAGACCCAGUUACUCGAUCCCGCAGCCCUCAACUUCUGGGAGAGUCAAAUCGACAAGUUUCCAUUAGGUGUCGAGCUCAGCAUCGAGUCGCUUGCAGAUGCAGACCUGCAUCCUGCCAGUGUCUUCGCGCACGCUCUAGGCUCGUCUCGUCCGGCCGACUACAUCGCUAGCUACGGAUCUCGAUACUGGACGAAGAAUCUGCAGUCGUACCGACUCCGCCGCCAGUCAUCAGCGGGAGCUCUGUCAGCGAUUCAAGCCCACAACGAGGAAGACAAAGCCGAGGACAACGUCGAGGACGCACACAAUGACACAGCUCGCCGUGUCGCAUUCGAGGAUUGGGGGACCUACCGAUUUAUGCAGCCAGCGACCUCGACACCAAUCACGACGGACGUCUCAUCGUACGCUCUAGUCUUUUCAUCGAAGGCGAGGUACCCUUAUCGGCGUUGCCCGCCGGCGAUGAGGUGAUGUACAAGUACGCCUCCCUACCUCGUGCCAGUCAUGUUCCUUGAACAGGCAACGGCAUUGACCGCACUGGACGCCCGAUACAAGGACGACCCCCUGUUUCAACCAUUGGUGACAUUCUUGACAACAUUCCAAUUCCCCACCGGGGCAUCACACUCGGAGAAGGGCCGCCUCCGCCAGCUGGCUAGGCGCUACGCAAUCCGGGCCCCUGAUGUCCUGCUCUUCAAGCAAGGUAAAAAGACCAGGGAGUGCAUCCCCCUCCAUGAACGACAGCAGUUGAUUGAAGACACGCACACAGCGCUGAAUCACGCAGGCAGAGAUCUAAUGGUGGUACACCUCUCUAAACGGUUUUACUGGCCCGGCAUGGCACAAUCGGUCGCUCCAGUAAUUGUCACUUGCGAACGAUGCCAACAAUUCGGGAAACGAGUCAUCCGGUCCAAGUUAUGGCCGAUCACGGUGCUAGCACCAAUGGACCUUCUGGCAAUGGAUUACUUCUCCUUACCCGUGAGCCCCAACAAGUACAAAUCAGUCCUGGUGGUCACAGAUCUCUUCUCUCGCUAUGUAUGGGCCUUCAAAUUCAAAGGAGAAGGCACAGCAAAACGCACCAUCGAAGGAUUGGUUGAGAUCAUCAAGACCUUUGGAACGCCACGGAUCCUGAUGAGCGACGGUGGAACCCAUUUCAAGAAUGCAAAUGUCAAGGCGUUCUGCGCAGACAAGGGCAUACUCCGCAUCACUACCCCGCCCUAUGCACCGCAUACCAACGGGGCCGUGGAAGGAGCCAACAAACGCAUUCUGCAAGCGAUUUCCCGUGCCACAGUUGGAUCGGUCGACGCCACUACCUUCUCACCCUGGUGUCAGUCACUUGAAGCGGUGGUGUACGCGAUGAACAAUAGGAUCAUCCCUGCCACGGGAUAUCGACCAGCGGAUCUGAUGUUCACCUUCGCGAGGUCGAUGCCUUCCGAAGGGGCACCCCCUGAAGAGCAAGCAAUCGAGAUCCUCGCGCACGCGCUCACGUCGUGGGCCGACCUGACACUGAGGGUAGCAUGCAUGGUCGCGGACGCAGAGGGACGUGUCUCGACUGCGUACCAGACCAUGUUGGACGCCCAAGCACGCCGGAAGGAGGCCAAGGACCGCCAACUCCAACGUUGGAACAAAGCCAUUCCGAAAGACCAAAGGGACCGCCCAUUCAGGAGAGGCGACCUCGUCCUUGUUCAUGCCUCUUGGCUUGAGGCAAGUCGAAUUGGAGGGAAACUUCAGGCACACUGGCUGGGACCGUACAGUGUGGUGGCUCCUGCUACACGCACGGACGACGCGGAGAACCCCAGUGACGAGCACGUGACGUUCUGGCUCGAGUCGCUGGGGGACAGCUCGCCGGUAGCCGGACGCUUUCACGCUAACCGGCUCAAGCUAUUUCACCCACCGCACAACUUCCCGCUCCCAACGACAGAACCAAUGACCCUGGACGAGUUUCAUGCAGCACAGCGACCUAAAAGACAACCCCCUCGUACCCAAAAUGAAGACCUACCAGGGGAUGUCUUGGACGACGACACCGACACCGAGGAUGAGGACGGGAAUCGAGAGCGCUGCUCAGGCAACGGCGCGAACUGA
Molecule: messenger RNA, 2244 nt
Organism: Microbotryum saponariae
Lineage: Eukaryota; Fungi; Basidiomycota; Microbotryomycetes; Microbotryales; Microbotryaceae
Source: the annotation of a GenBank genome assembly